AUGGCAGGCAAGAUGCCCCAUUCCAAUGAUACUCAAUUCCACCCCACCUUUUUCCUAUUAUUGGGCAUCCCUGAACUGGAAACUUUUCACAUCUGGAUUGGCUUCCCUUUCUGUGUUGUGUAUCUUAUUGCCAUCUUGGGAAACAUCACUAUAUUAUUUGUGAUCCAGACUGAGGAGACACUUCACCAGCCCAUGUUUUACUUUCUGGCCAUGUUGGCCACUAUUGACCAAGGCCUAUCCACAACCACAAUUCCCAAGAUGCUGGGAAUCUUUUGGUUCAGAUUGAGGGAGAUCAAUUUUGGGGCCUGUCUCACACAGAUGUUCUUUAUCCAUCUGUUGACUGCAAUGGAGUCAGUUGUGUUAUCAUCUAUGGCCUAUGAUCGCUAUGUGGCAAUCUGCAAUCCUUUGCAUUAUAGCACUGUCCUCACCAACAGGGUGGUGUCCAUAAUGGGCAUUGGGGUAGUGCUGAGGUCAUUCUUUACAGUGGUUCCCUUUGUAUUCCUGAUCCUUCGACUCCCUUUCUGUGGAAACCAUGUCAUUCCUCACACCUAUUGUGAACAUAUGGGCAUUGCCCGACUGGCCUGCACAAGCAUCAGAGUCAACAUGAUCUAUGGCCUAUGUGCUAUUGGAACUCUGAUAUUUGAUAUUAUAGCUAUUGCUGUAUCCUAUGUUCUCAUUCUCCAAGCUGUCUUUCACCUCCCCUCCCAAGAUGCCCGACUAAAAGCCCUGAGCACCUGUGGCUCUCAUGUUUGUGUUAUCCUAGCCUUUUAUACCCCAGCCUUAUUCUCUUUCAUGACUCAUUGCUUUGGCCAGAAUGUUCCUCGCUAUAUCCACAUCCUCCUGGCCAAUCUGUAUGUUGUUGUCCCACCCAUGCUCAACCCUGUUAUUUAUGGGGUUAGAACCAAGCAGAUCUGGGAGAAAGUGUUAAAGAUGUUUUCAAAAAAAUAA
Molecule: messenger RNA, 948 nt
Organism: Vombatus ursinus (common wombat)
Lineage: Eukaryota; Metazoa; Chordata; Mammalia; Diprotodontia; Vombatidae
Product: olfactory receptor 52E2-like
Exons: 2
Coding region: 1-948 (315 amino acids)
Biological process (GO): G protein-coupled receptor signaling pathway
Cellular component (GO): membrane
Molecular function (GO): G protein-coupled receptor activity; olfactory receptor activity
Source: RefSeq, a predicted model, not a curated record